AGCAAACCCAGAUCCCUCAAUCCCCCCAAAAAGCUUCAAUUUCCCCCCAUUUCCUCAACCUCAAUCUCCCCCUCUCUUAAUCAAGCAAUGGCUGGAUCUUCAUCUAAAUCGAACCCACCGAGGCCAAGAAAGAGGGUCGAAGCCGAGACCAUGCUGAAACGAGCAAAGGACGGCAGCGCUUUCACUCGCUGCGAAGCUUGCAACAAGGAUGUGCCUGUAGUUCUCAUCGACAUGCACAGUUGCAGUCUCGAUUCUAAGAUUCGAAUGAAUCUGGAGGCUCAGGUUACUGAGAAGGAAGUCCAGAUCAAAAAACCCGAGAGAAAGAGGGCCGCUUCGUCGUCGAGCAAAGAGAGGAAAAGCAAGAAGGAGAAGAAAUCAGAUGAUCCGAACAAGCCCAAGCGCCCUCCUACUGCUUUCUUUGUUUUCAUGGAUGAAUUUAGAAAAAUAUACAAGGAAGCUCAUCCUGAUGCUAAGGGGGUAACUGCUACCGCUAAAGAGGGUGGUGAGAAGUGGAAGUCAUUAACUGAUGAAGAGAGGAAAGUGUAUACAGAUAGAGCUGCAGAGCUCAAGGCAGAGUAUGAGAAGGCAAUGGAGAAGUACAACGCUGGAGGGGAUGAGGAAGAAAAGGAAAGUUCUGAUAAGGAGGAAGAUGCAGAGGAGAAGGAGAAGGAAAGCUCAGACAAAAAAGAGCUUGAGGACGAAGAUGUGGAACUUGAGGAUAAAGAUGAGGAGUGAUGGGGAUUUUGGGACUCUUUUUGAGGUUGCUUCAUUGGAUGCUCUUGUAAAUUUUUGGAGGUUUUAGUGUGAUGGGUAGUUUAUUACAAUAUCAGAUUUUAAGGCAUUUUUCUUGCAAAUGGUUUAAUUUGGUUUCAAUUUGCAUCAUCUCCCUUUUCUUGCUAAAAGUUUGUUUGAUAUAUUUUGAUGGAACUUCUUGCUAAAAGAUUUA
This is a messenger RNA of Asparagus officinalis (garden asparagus), 946 nucleotides long. RefSeq names its product high mobility group B protein 7. The coding region runs from base 88 to 735 and encodes 215 amino acids. The transcript is spliced from 7 exons. The record is from RefSeq and is a predicted model, not a curated record. NCBI's taxonomy places the organism in Eukaryota, Viridiplantae, Streptophyta, Magnoliopsida, Asparagales, Asparagaceae.